GCCUUUAAGCAGUCACGAACGAACCCUCGUUCGUUGCAGCCGUAGAAAACCUCUUCGUUUCUACGCGACUUCCUCCUUUAUCUUCACUCUCGUCAGUGAAAACGAAUCGCCCCGAAUCUCGAGAUCAUUAUCCAUAAAUAUCAGUUACGUGUGUGAUAUUCUCGAUAUUAACAGUGUGACUGUGAUCCAUUUUCUGUUUGGGUUUCUCUAACGUUCUGUCGCUGCAAGAGAUGCUGUUGGAAAUAGAGGGCAAGGGCUGCUUCUCAACCACCUCUUCAUGAUGAACAAUCGGUGAAAGUGGCAGGUAAUCAAAGAAGAUUUAGAAAAUCAUCGAGGAGAAUGUCGAGGAAAUCAGAGGGGGUGGAUGAACGCCCCAUGGAUCCGGGGCUCAAAUUUGGUACCACUUGAAUGCAAAAGAAAAAGUACAAAUGAGCAAUACGCGGGAUGGGCAAAUCUCGGCUUUGGGCCCUGUUUCCUGCGACGAUGACGACGAUGACAAUGAUGGCGUACGUUACUGUAACGACGGCUACCUCGACCUCGGUACCGUCUCUUUCUACAACUACCAACAGCGAGAUUUUCGAUACGAAAAGGGCGGGUAUCGAAGAUGCUCUGGACGUGAUAGAGGCAGCAUCAACUGGAUCGCUGGGUGAAGAUUGUGCCACGACAGCUGGUUUUAAAUCCUUGCCAGCUAUCGUAGCACUUGAUCCUCGACGUUACGAUACAGCACGUCAAAAAGCUGACAUGACAGCCCUGAUGCUCCAAAAUCUUGGCACUAUCGGACUAUCAAGGCACAAUGUGCUUUUAGAUGCGUUGGCAAAAUCAUUGCUGGUGUCAGUGAACGACGCCGUAGAAACGAGGGUGAUCGCACUAAAUACGUCCACGGGUGCGGUGAUUAGCGCAGUCUGGUUGGAAAGAAGCCCAGGAAGCGUCGGAGAACCGUUCAAGGUCGAGAGUCACGGACUACAGCCAGGAUCUAUACCAGAUCCAAAUUUGCCAUGGUUUGAAAACGCGGGUGCCACCACAGAGCUGAGGUCACCGAAAUUCAUGCAGUCACCGGCGAUUGAAUCCUACAGGGGUUGGUGGACCAUCCCGUAUUUCUCCUGCAAAAGUCAUCGCUGGUUGAUUUCGUACAGUGUUAACAUACGGCCACCAGACGCUCGUCACGGGAUUCGAGAAUUUUUAAGUGUAGAUAUCGAUAUCAGUGGGCUAGAAGUAAAUCAAUGUGAUGCAUCGCCGUUAAAUAAUGAGAACGAAGUUCUAAGUAAUCAAAUAGCAUCUUUCAAAGGCACGCACAAAUGUCAUACCGACACGACACAGUGUGAGUAUCAGAGUCCAAAUAAUCGUAUAAAUAAAAACGGUGUCGGUGCUGGUUGGGCGAAAGGUGCAUAUGUAUGCAAAUGUCGGAAAGGUUAUUACAGCACGAACCAACAUCAAUCCGUUUUUGAUGGAAUUCUCGUCGAAGCUGCUUGGAAGGAACUGCAAGAGAAUAUAAGCGAUGCAUACGUAAUGGUGUUCCGCUGCUUACCUUGUGCACCAGGAUGUGCUAAGUGCAAGGGACCCGAACCCUGUUUAGCCACUUACAACUGGCCCUUCCGAAUCUCUCUUCUAUCGUACUCUAUUUUCUGUGUGUUUGGUACCAUCAUCCUAGUGGUCUAUAUGUAUCAACACCGUAAGCUCAAAGUGUUCAAGGUCGCUUCGCCGAUAUUUUUGUCUAUUACGCUUUUGGGUUGUGCUAUUAUGUAUCUCGAAAUGGCCGCAAUAUUUCCCGUUUUGGACAUGUAUUCUUGUAUCGCCACAAAAUGGACGAGACAUCUGGGCUUUUGCAUUUCAUACACUGCACUGUUGAUGAAGACUUGGAGAGUGUCUCUCACAUAUCGCGUGAAAAGCGCGCAUAAGGUGAAGCUUACGGACAAACAGCUGCUGCAGUGGAUGGUCCCGAUAUUGUUAGUAAUGUUAAUUUAUCUUGGCACGUGGACACUCAGCGCACCGCCAUAUGCCGAAGUGAUAGCUGACAAUUAUGGUCUGAAAUUCUACCAAUGUUCUUUCAACUGGUGGGACCAUAGUUUAGCAAUCGGAGAAAUUCUGUUCCUCGCGUGGGGUAUUAAAGUGUGUUACAACGUUCGCAAUGCAGAGAGUCUCUUUAAUGAGGCCCGUUUAAUAAGCUACGCUAUUUACAAUAUAGCAGCUGUGAAUAUAACCAUGAUCGCUAUUCAUCUUUUCAUUUUCCCUCAUGCUGGCCCGGAUAUCAAGUAUUCGUUAGGCUUCUUGCGUACACAGCUGUCUACUUCUGUCACCAUAUUUCUUGUAUUUGCGCCCAAGGUGAUCCGAGUUUUUCGAGGCCAAGGAGAUCAAUGGGAUAGCCGUGCUAGAGCCCGCGGUGUUACGGCCAGUUUCUCUUUAAAUGGGAUCGGCUUAGUGCCCGAAGAAGCGACAGAUUUACACCAAGAGAACGAGGAAUUGAAGGAAGAAAUACAGAAAUUGGCAGCGCAGAUUGAAUUUAUGAAAAUCGUACACAUGGAGAUGUACAAUCGCCACAUAAAACCGAAAGCAGGCGGAUAUUUUACUACUCAUGGGCCCGGUCAUAGUCAUCCGUCCUCGGCGCAGAGUCCCAUCGCCAAAAGUUCAACGGCCAGUUUCAUAUUGAAACAGACGGCCGUGGAGCGAGGGGCGAGUGCGGCCGCGGCUGCCGCGGUCGAAGAUUCCACUUUCCCUUCAGGAAGCUUGCAUCGGGCACGCCGGAUGGAAAUUCUCAGAGAACGCAAAGCUGAGAGGGAGAGAGAACGGGAGAAAGAGCGUGAGAAGGAGAGAGAAAAGGAGAAGGAAAAAUAUAAGGAGAAGGAAAAGGAAAGAGAAAAAGAAAGGGAGAAAGAGAAAGAGAAGGAAGAAGAAGCGAAAGAAAAAGAGGCGGAAAUGGAGAAAGAGAAGAACAAAGAGAAACAAGCAGAGAAAGAGAAUGAAAAGCAAGACAGAAAACAAGAAGGAAAUGUUGAAACCAGCGGACAGGUUUGACUAGUACUAAAUAGCGAAGAGGUAAGAUUCGUUCGUUUAUUUUUAUAAUAGUUUUAUUAUCAUUUAACGAUACGCUGAAUACGCUGUUGUAAAUGAUGCGCAAAAUUAUAAUCUUUCGAUGUUAACAUAUGCUAGAUUGCUGACGUAAUAUUAUGCUUUUUCAUGGAUCAAUUAUCAAUGACCCUAAGCAAAGGAGAAGUUUUUAUGUUUGUUUAAAUUAAAGCGAUACAAGCUAUGAUGCAUAUUCGAAAGCGAACUUAUCAAAUUUUUGCUCUUGCCCUAAUUGCAGAAACUGUCGAUCUUCUACUUUAGGAUUUCUGUAAAGUUAUCGGCCACGAACGUGUUAGAAGAAUAAUCUCCUCGCGGAGGUUAAAACUGCGUUAAUACACACGCCAAGAAAAAAAGAGAGAAACGUGUUAAGUAUUCGGUGUUAAUGCUAUUUUCGUCUACCAUUGUUUACGUCUAACGUUAGUUAUCUUGUUUUAGAAUAAUAUAUGGUUUCUUAAAAAGGCAGUUAGGAGAAUGAACAGAAGGGAAAGGAUCGUUCAAUAUAAUUGUAAUGUUUAAUGUGACAGAAUGUAUCGAUAUGUGUUACUUCCGUAGCUAGAACAACAAAUGGCAGCAGAUAUAGAAACUUUGUAAUAACCAUUCGAUAAUUAUUUUUAGUUUACGUCUACAAAGCGGUCGAGUAUAUACCAGCCGAAUAUUAAUUAUUCGAACGCAAAUUAGCAGAGUCUGCAAAUGAUAUUAUCAGCGAAUUUGUCGAUAUAUCGACAAUAUUCACACACUCGUGAGCGUGUACGUUUAUGUGCGUAUACAUGAGUAUGUGUAUGAAUGCGUUCGUGUGUUCAUGUUGAGAGCGCGAAAAUUGCCUCGAGCGUGCAAACGCACAUUCCGGGUUAACGAAACUCUUCACUUUUAUAAGAACGAUGCGUUCCAACUAAAUUGAAAAUUACGAUAAUCGCGAUUAUUCGCAUCGAUUACGAUUUUCUAAUUCCACUUUUGUUUCAUUCUAGUUACGAUAUCACAUACUAUUCGUACACUGUAAAAGGACUGUGCGAAUAAUAAUCGACUCGCCUCAUAAAGAUAUCCUAUUAGACAUAAAUCGCGAGAAAUGCAAGAGGCGUAUGAUAGUUAAAAGUAAAUACAGAAUAAAAACGUCGUUGUAUCGCACAAAGUAUCGAUAAGUAUCGAGCACAUAAAGCAUUUUAUUAUAUGAUUGGGGUGUAAAAUUCACUUGAAGAUACGUCAAAAGAUAUAUGCAUUUUAUACGACAAUAAGAUUUAAAAUUUAAGGCAUGUUCUUGUUACUAGUAACACCCAAGCAGCUCGCAAUUUCUAAUUACUCGAACGAUUUCUGUUUCACACAUAUGAUUUCGAUUCUGAUCAUUCGAGAAUCCGAAUACUACUAAAGUACGCAUUUCAUAACUGUCCCUGUACGUGGCAAUCUCGUACUUUGAACUGUGCACCUGCUGUUACAAACGAAUAUAAUCGAAAUGCGAUUUAAUUUACGAUAUAUAGAUUUUACGUAUUUCAAUUAUUUUAAUGAUUUAAUUAAUUGACGAACGAUUAAUUGAUUUAACGAAUUCCAUUGCAUGCUAUUUAUUAUGAAAAGGCGAAUAGAUCGCGGAAUAAAAUAUGCAAUGUUGGUACUAUUAUUCAACGGAACUGCCACGUACAGGAAUUGAUAGUCAAAUUACAAUUGUACGUCAGCAGCACAUUAACGUGUUGCAACGUUAUUCGCAAGAGCCUGCCCAGCUUAGGAUCAUAUGUAUAAAUAAAACAAGUAAUGGAAAGAAUGGUUGUAUUGUAAGUCAACUUAAACAAUGAUUAAUUUCUUUGGAAAAUUUCAAGUUCUCGCGAUAGACAUUAUUGCGUUAUAUAGUUGAUAACUGAUAAAUAUCACUGUUUAUGUCUAAGAUAUUUAUCGUACACGUAACCAUUAAUGAACUUGUAUGUUUGCUUGCCUGUCCGAAUGACACGCAUAAAACAGUACUUAUAACUAAGGCGUUUCUAUUGCAGCCUUAACGUGUGUAAUAUACACAGAGCGGGCAAAUUGGUUUUCUAUUUUCCUUUGGCGAAUUCUAAUUUACGUGAAAUCAAAAACUUCAUAAAGCGCAUGUAAUUCUAAAAAAAGAGAGAGUUAUUUAUUAUUUCGGAGAUUACCAUAUUCCGCAUAUCGACGUAAAUAUCUCGUCAUUUUGACAAAUUCUAUUCGACCGUAUUACAUAAGAUUUUACAUUCAAUUUCGUAUUUUAUCAAUUUUCUAAACCUUUCGUUUUCGAUAAAUAUUCGCAUCUUUGAAAAUCUUCUCUUUCAUAUAUUAUUGAAGUUUGCCGAUUUUUUAAUCAUUGGGCAUUUCGUGUGUUAAGACCUAAUAUAUAUUACACUAAUUUGUCGAAGGAAAAUAGUUUUGAGGAUAAUAACGCCGGUGCAAGGCAACUUUACCAAUCGACCGAUUUCGAUGAUAAAGAUGCGCGAAGUUGCGAAGAAUGGAAAGCAGGAGAAGCUAAUACUAGGGAUCGUCCAGAUCGAAUUUGUCUCGAGAAAAAAAAUAGCCUGUCACAUACGUUUGUGUGUACGAGUGAAAUGGACGUAGUCUAAUAGUAAAACGGUGUUAACUGAAAAUAGCUGAUAACUUGUUAUCGCUUAAGAGAUUUAGAAUAAUUUUAAAGAUAAAGGAUCGAAUUGGUUGAGGCGAUGAAAAGAUACGAGCAAAAAACAAAUAAUCGUCCCGAAAUUGUCGUAUAACCUAUUAAGAUUUUCAUUUAUUCAAUUAUAUUAGUGAAAUGAUAUUAAAUUAGUCAUCGAAUCAUUAAAACAUGAAACGUUUCAGUAACAAUAGAAACAACAUAUUUCGAAAGUACGAGCUUUAUGAAUUUUCCUCAACACGAAAUAAGUAUUAUUAUUUAUUUUAAUAAUAUCUUAAUAAUAUAAUUUUGUUCGGGACUGUGUCAUCGAAAGAUGUCAAAAUUAUGUAUACACUAUUGCGAAUAACUUUCAUCGGUUCCACCUUGGAGAAUGUAGUAUGGAUGUAAAAUAGAUAACAUUCAGAGCAUAAUAACAAUAAUAAUAAUAAUAAUAAUAAUAUACUAAAUGAUCGCGAUAAUAAAAUUUAGCUAAGCGUCAUGUAACGUAAAUAAUGUUUGCAGUAAAUUUAUAAUCGUCUUCUCUUUUUUUUUUUUGUUACUAAAGAGGAGCGUUUUCCGGAAACGUCGCGCGUUUCCUCUUCGACGCAGUUAUAUGAGUGUAAUCAAUAGAAAUAAGAAAUAGGGUGAAAGAAAGAAAGACAAAGAGUAUUAUGCUUUCGAUGUCGUCGUUGUAACUUAAUGUAAGGCUAGUUUAAGAAAGAGAGAAAGUCACUGGCGGACGAAUCGAUUAGAAAAAUGCUAAUUCAUUGUGUUCACUUGAAUUGAGCAUUAUAGUUGCAAUAUAUCAUCGUCAUAACACUGUUUUUCUCUUUUUUGUUUGUUGCUUCGGAUAUAAAGACAUUAACAUGCAGUUUGACACUAUGUAACCAUCGUAAAUCGUGGCAGAGAGAAGGUAUAUGAUUAUGCUAAACGGAAAGAUAUAUCCGUAAUUUUCCCACCCGACCCUUGAAAAAGUCUGUGUAUAAACGAGAAAAUGUAUUUGUAAAAAUAUAUUGUAUGUCCGGGAAUGUAAUGAUACUUGCGAGUAACAAGAGGAAUAAUGCUCUUUUGAUGCCAGUUUCUACCUAAUUUCCAACCUUGGAGAAUGUAGUAUGGAUGUAAAAUAGAUAACAUUCAGAGCAUAAUAAUAAGGACAAAAUGAUCGCGAUAAUAAAAUUUAGCUAAGCGUCAUGUAACAUAAAUAAUGCUUGCAGUAAAUUUAUAAUCGUCUUCUCUUUUUUUUUUUUUUUUUUUUACUAAAGAGGAGCGUUUUCCGGAAACGUCGCGCGUUUCCUCUUCGACGCAGUUAUAUGAGUGUAAUCAAUAGAAAUAAGAAAUAGGGUGAAAGAAAGAAAGACAAAGAGUAUUAUGCUUUCGAUGUCGUCGUUGUAACUUAAUGUAAGGCUAGUUUAAGAAAGAA
This is a messenger RNA of Bombus pascuorum, 7058 nucleotides long. RefSeq names its product probable G-protein coupled receptor CG31760. NCBI's taxonomy places the organism in Eukaryota, Metazoa, Arthropoda, Insecta, Hymenoptera, Apidae. The transcript is spliced from 17 exons. Gene Ontology annotation, molecular function: G protein-coupled receptor activity. Gene Ontology annotation, biological process: G protein-coupled receptor signaling pathway. The record is from RefSeq and is a predicted model, not a curated record. Gene Ontology annotation, cellular component: membrane. The coding region runs from base 445 to 3009 and encodes 854 amino acids.